Molecule: messenger RNA, 2571 nt
Organism: Letharia columbiana
Lineage: Eukaryota; Fungi; Ascomycota; Lecanoromycetes; Lecanorales; Parmeliaceae
Exons: 3
Coding region: 1-2571 (856 amino acids)
Molecular function (GO): ATP hydrolysis activity; ATP binding
Source: RefSeq, a predicted model, not a curated record
AUGAUGCGCAACAAGGCCUCGUCUUCUAUGCAGAAGACCUACGAUGAAUGUUAUCUAGUCUGUUCAACAGCUGUCUACUUUGAAGGCCAGAACAACGAAGCAGAGGCGCUGCGGUCAUGGCGUUCUGCACUCGAUCAGAUCUACUACCACAAUGCUUACAGGGUCCCGCCAAACUACCAGCCAAAGUCGGAGACCGAGAGAGCGUUACAAGAAUCACUCCGGAAUAUGGAGCUGCAAUGCAAGGAACGCGUAGACCUUCUUGAAGCGCUGCGAAAGAGUCGGAAGGAGGCCAAAGACAAUGGUGACAGGUCCAGCAGCAGCUCGACAACGCUAGGCCGGCCACCGGUGCCUACCAAGCCUGAUCAUCCUGUGGGCCAUCAGGCAAAUACAGGCUGGCUUGGAGAGGGUACUGUGCCUGCAGUAAAUUAUCCGGACCUUUCGAAAGCUCCACCAGCUCUUCCCCGACGUCCUCUUCUAUCAGCGAGAGAUUCCAACUACUCUCCAACAGAUCGGUCUUACAGUAGUCCUCAGGUCAGCACAAUGAGUUCUACGACACCCUAUACACCACCUACGCUGCCAGUACCCCCCACGAAAACACCAAGAACACCUAGUCCGGAUAAGAAAGGCCAUGUCAUGUUGACUACUCUACGAGGACUUAAGGACGGCAAGAAACAAUCAAAAUCACCUAGAGCUUCGGGUGGUCGUUUUGGCGCCCCUCCCGUGUCAUCAAAGGCUGCAGGCCUUGCUUGGGACUCAAUAUCGAAAGGUUCCGGACAGAAGCUGGGACAGACUUUGGCCGGCAGGAACGGCAGUACGAAUACGGUGGACUCCGUCCAUCGCGACAGCGUAGGGGGUAAUACUUCGUCCAGACCAGACUCUACAAAUGUUACAGAUGGAGAAGAGCAAGCAUUAGGGGGCAACGCACUGGUGCGACCAGAUGCACGUACGCCACCGGACUUAAUUCCAUUGCAAGAUGAUGCUCGACCUAGUACUUCCUCCACACUACAGUCGAUAUCCAGCCAGCAGAACGCAAAUGGAUCUUCAAGCUUGCGUCCGCAAACUAGUGCAGAUCUCAUGACCCUUGAGCCACCAACGCCCCCGCUGCACGCUGACACAUUGCGGGAUCCCAUGGUGACAAAGGUCAGAGCAAAAUCACCAGCGCGGCCAAAAGCUCCAGUCGAUUAUCCUUCUUACAGAACCGAGUUUCCGCAAACCACGGCUAGCUCACGAGCGACAGCGCAAUUCCUUGCAAGGACUAAUCGUUCGGACGACAGCGCCAGGGCAUCCAGUCUACCAAUGCGGCAACGAUCUCCUCAAAGGAAAACCCGGCCUCCAGUCCCAACUAGCAUUGCUCGGCGUCCUGUAGCAAACAUCUCCUCGCCCCGAUCAAAUAAGCAUGAAACAGAUGAGUCAGGCAGGCGAGUAUCCUCCGAAAGCAAUGACGACAAUACCAGCAGCAGCUACGAGAAAGAGGAAAAGAAGAGACGACCUCCUCGCAAAGCUCGCGAAAAUCCCAUUCCAGUUGACCCAGCACUUGAAUCGACUAAACCCGACAAAGAUCCGUCUGAUACUACCCAGCCUUCAUCGGCUUGGCACGAGCGUGUCAAGUACAUCAAGAAGAACCUGCCCAAAGGAGUUGACGAGGGCGCAGCUAAGCAGAUAUUCAACGAGAUCGUGGUCCAGGGAGACGAAGUUCACUGGGCUGAUGUAGCUGGUCUAGAAGUUGCAAAGAAGGCUCUGAAAGAAGCAGUCGUUUACCCUUUUCUGCGCCCAGAUCUCUUCAUGGGUCUCCGUGAACCAGCUAGAGGAAUGUUACUCUUCGGACCUCCUGGAACCGGAAAGACGAUGCUUGCUAGAGCCGUAGCCACUGAGUCAAGAUCGACGUUCUUUGCCAUCUCGGCCAGUAGUCUCACUUCAAAAUGGUUAGGCGAGUCAGAAAAGUUGGUCCGGGCACUUUUCUCUCUCGCAAAAGCACUCGCACCUUCAAUCAUCUUUGUUGAUGAGAUAGAUUCACUUUUAUCGUCUCGAGGGGGCUCAAGCGAACAUGAGUCUACAAGGCGCAUCAAGACAGAGUUCUUGAUCCAAUGGUCAGAUUUACAGCGUGCGGCAGCAGGCAGCAAACAAACAGACAAGGAGAAGGCCGAGGGCGAUGCGUCUAGGGUCCUGGUCCUUGCCGCCACGAAUAUGCCUUGGGCGAUUGACGAAGCUGCUAGAAGAAGAUUUGUGAGGAGGCAAUACAUACCCUUGCCAGAGGCACCCGUCAGAGGAGAGCAGCUAAAGACGCUUCUGGGGCAUCAGAAGCAUAAUCUCUCCAAGAAGGAUAUUGAGGUUUUGGUAGAGCUGACAGAUGGUUUCUCUGGCAGCGAUAUCACGGCUUUAGCGAAAGAUGCAGCAAUGGGUCCGCUUCGGAGCUUAGGCGAAGCGCUACUAUACAUGUCGACGGAUGAAAUACGGCCCAUCCAAUUUGAGGACUUCGAGGCGAGUUUGAUAAACAUUCGGCCGAGUGUCAGCAAGCAGGGCUUACAAGAAUUCGAAGAUUGGGCCAAGGAAUUUGGGGAAAGGGGCGGGUGA